Suricata suricatta (meerkat) is the source of this 3215-nucleotide messenger RNA. RefSeq names its product WAP, follistatin/kazal, immunoglobulin, kunitz and netrin domain containing 2 (gene WFIKKN2). The transcript has 3 exons. The record is from RefSeq and is a predicted model, not a curated record. NCBI's taxonomy places the organism in Eukaryota, Metazoa, Chordata, Mammalia, Carnivora, Herpestidae. The coding region runs from base 123 to 1844 and encodes 573 amino acids. Gene Ontology annotation, biological process: negative regulation of transforming growth factor beta receptor signaling pathway. Gene Ontology annotation, molecular function: receptor antagonist activity; transforming growth factor beta binding; serine-type endopeptidase inhibitor activity. Gene Ontology annotation, cellular component: extracellular region.
ACGCCGCUGCCUAACCCGCUUCCAGCUUUUUUUUCCCCUUCUGCAACAAGUCUGUGAUCAGCCACGGGACAGAGGAGCCAGCAGCCUGCCUGUGACAGGCAUCAGCCAACGCAGACCGCAUCAUGUUGGCCCUCGGGUGCUGCCGGCUCUGGUCCCACUGGGCACAGGUGACAGUAUUGCUGCUGCUGCUGGGGGUGCCCCCGAGAGGCCUGGCACUGCCACCCAUCCGCUAUUCUCACGCUGGCAUCUGCCCCAACGACAUGAACCCCAACCUCUGGGUGGAUGCCCAGAGCACCUGCAAGAGGGAGUGUGAGACGGACCAGGAGUGUGAGACCCACGAGAAAUGCUGCCCGAAUGUGUGUGGGACCAAGAGCUGUGUGGCUGCCCGGUACAUGGACAUGAGAGGGAAGAAGGGCCCGGUGGGCAUGCCCAAGGAGGCCACGUGCGACCACUUCAUGUGUCUGCAGCAGGGCUCCGAGUGUGACAUCUGGGAUGGCCAGCCCGUGUGUAAGUGCAAAGAUCGUUGUGAGAAGGAGCCCAGCUUCACCUGCGCCUCUGACGGCCUCACCUACUAUAACCGUUGCUACAUGGAUGCGGAGGCCUGCUCUAAGGGCAUCACGCUGGCCGUCGUCACCUGCCGCUACCACUUCACCUGGCCCAACACCAGCCCCCCGCCACCCGAGACAACCGUGCGCCCCACCACGGCCUCCCCAGAGACCCCUGGACCGGAUACGGUGGCCCCAGCUCUGCUCAACCACCCCGUGCACCAGUCGGUAACCGUGGGUGAGACGGUGAGCUUCCUCUGCGAUGUGGCGGGCCGGCCCCGGCCUGAGAUCACCUGGGAGAAGCAGCUGGAAGACCGGGAGAACGUGGUCAUGCGGCCUAACCACGUGCGUGGCAACGUGGUCGUCACCAACAUCGCCCAGCUGGUCAUCUACAAUGCGCAGCCCCAGGACGCCGGCAUCUACACCUGCACGGCCCGGAACGCCGCUGGGGUCCUGCGGGCCGACUUCCCGCUGUCGGUGGUCCGGGCGGGUCAGGCUGCGGCCCCCUCGGAGAGCAGCCCCAACAGCACGGCCUUCCCCGCGGCCGAGUGCCUGAAGCCGCCCGACAGCGAGGACUGUGGCGAGGAGCAGACCCGCUGGCAUUUUGACGCACAGGCGAACAACUGCGUCACCUUCACCUUCGGCCACUGCCACCACAACCGCAACCACUUUGAGACCUACGAGGCCUGCGUGCUGGCCUGCAUGAGCGGGCCGCUGGCUGCCUGCAGCCUGCCCGCCCUGCAGGGGCCCUGCAAGGCCUACGCGCCCCGCUGGGCCUACAACAGCCAGACGGGCCAGUGCCAGUCCUUCGUGUACGGCGGCUGUGAGGGCAACAGUAACAACUUCGAGAGCCGCGAGGCCUGCGAGGAGUCCUGCCCCUUCCCGCGGGGGGACCAGAGCUGCCGGGCCUGCAAGCCGAGGCAGAAGCUCGUCACCAGCUUCUGCCGGAGCGACUUCGUCAUCUUGGGCCGGGUGUCCGAACUGACCGAGGAGCCCGACUCGGGCCGCGCCCUGGUGACCGUGGACGAGGUUCUGAAGGAUGAGAAGAUGGGCCUCAAGUUCCUGGGCCGGGAGCCACUGGAAGUCACCCUGCUCCACGUGGACUGGGCCUGCCCCUGCCCCAACGUGACGGUGGGUGAGACACCGCUUAUCAUCAUGGGCGAGGUGGACAACGGCAUGGCCACACUGCGGCCUGACAGUUUCGUGGGAGCGUCCAGCAGUCGGCGGGUCAGGAAGCUCCGCGAGGUCAUGCACAAGAAGACCUGUGACGUCCUCAAGGAGUUUCUGGGCUUGCACUGAGGCCCCGACCCCUCCCCAGCCCCCUCCCCGGCCCUUGUCCACCCACCCACCCCCAACGCCCCUCAGUCCAAAAACUGGGCAAAGUCAGGUUAGACGAUCUUAGGCCAGCCAGAGAGAUAGCAAUCAGCGCCUCGGAAAAAAAUCCACUAGUGGUUCCUAGAUCAAAUAGUCUUUGGGUACAUCAAGGGGUCUGUAUCUUCUUUAGCUGAGGGGGACAAAAGGAGAAGCCUGUGGAUGAAAGUUAUUCCUGAUGGCCAGUCUGCUCCGGUGUAUGACCCUCUCUCUGCUGGCCAGCGCCCUCCGCUGGUGCCCCCGGUGCCCAGCCAGCUCCCAGCCAGGGGUCCAGAGACGGUGUCUGCACUGUGGUCAUGGGACUCAUGGAAUCGAUUGGUUUGCAAAAGGGGUAGCUGGGAGAGAAAAGGAGGCCCAAAGACUCAUUGGACAGAUUCCCCACAGCCACCAUGGGUAGAAACUGCUUCAUGUGAGGGCUUGUGGGAAGUGGGACGUAAAAGGCAUGGUCUGACCCAGCACACCACUGGCCCUGAAGUGGGCAGUCAGCCUGUGUUCUCACCAAAUUGGCCCUGUGGUCCCUGAGGCCACCGUGGCCCCAGCAGAAUACACAUUUUCCAUGUUUCUCCUUGGCUUUAUUGAAUGGUUUCUUGAUGGUCGACUUAGAAAUUCAGCUCUGUUCAGUCCAACUCAGUGGACGUUUUGUGAACAUUACUGGGUGCCAGGUGCUAGGGCACAGACAGAUAUCAGUCUCUGCCCAGCUGCUAGGGACUGAACUCGAAUUCCAGAUCCCAGGGCUCCCACCCCUACCCCUACCCCACCCAAAGCAUACUCAUGGCUGGCUCUCCCAACUAUCAAAUGGCCCCAUUUUCAUCUGUCACUGGCUUCUUCAGACAAAAAGCAGACAGAAGCCUUAGGAUCUGUUCUGGUGGGAAGGGAAGUAUAGGAAGAGGAAAAGUCACAGUUUGGGGGAGUGGGUAAGUGAAAGACUUGGAAGGGAAGGAGGAGGGGAGACAGGCUUGGGAAAGAAAAGGAAUGUUGCUCGAUGCUUCCAUCUGGUGGUGGCCCUGGGAGCUGCAGGGACCUGAGGAAGGCUCUAGCUGAGGCCUGGAAGGCAGGUUUGGGGAUGUGGCAGCUGGCUGGUGACUUCUUGUUUCUGGACUUCCUAAGCAGGUCCAGCCACCACCCCACACACAUUAGAUAAAGGACUUGAGAAAGUCACUGUCAGAUCUACAUCUGCCUCCCAUCCUUCCUCAGCCCUUCAUUCUGUCUAGGCCCCUCCAAAGCUGAAGAAGGUCCCUGUGGGGGCCUGCCUCAAAUGUAAGGGAGGAAGAUUUCAAUUAAAAGCUCAUAGUAUCAAGA